This is a messenger RNA of Cylicocyclus nassatus, 897 nucleotides long. NCBI's taxonomy places the organism in Eukaryota, Metazoa, Nematoda, Chromadorea, Rhabditida, Strongylidae. The record is from the annotation of a GenBank genome assembly.
AUGGAUUAUUCGAUAAUUAUAGUGUUUCAGCUGAUUUAUAUCAUUCCUAGCCUGUUGCUAUAUUUGAUACAAUUCUGUUUUAUAUUCUUCUCGAAGGAUGCAGAAUUCUCCACGGCAUUCCAUUACAUAUUCCUAGCACGAGCUCCCGCAGAUAUGUUGCAAGUUCUUACUAGCCUGUUCACCUUCCGACUUCCUUUGGCUGGUUGGGUAUGGGUGGAGGAUAAACCAUACAUUGCUAAGGCUGGGUUUGUCAUAUCCCAAUAUGUCUGUUUGAUAGAAUUAUUCGCACAGCUAUCGCUUUCCGUAAAUCGCUUCACGGCCAUCAUCUAUCCACUCCGACACAAUCAGCUCUGGAAUAAGAGGACAACCUGCAAGUUAUUUGCCAUAUGUGCUUUAAUCGCGCUCAUUCCCACUGCCAUCAGAUUACCACAAGCAGCUGGCUAUGCCAAUGUAAACGGAAAAAUAGUACCACAUCUAAUCCACGAAGAGGAUCAAAAGCUGAAUUCUUACAUAACCAGCAGCAUCUACGUAAUUUUUGGACUCUCCUGCUUCCUGUUGAAUGUUGGUUCCCUUGUAAAGCAUGCCCAACAGCGGAACUUGAAGUUAUUUGACCAACAGCAAGUGGCUCGACGAGUACAAUUAAAUCUCUUGACUUAUUCUUCGUCUUUUACACUUGCUAUAAUUUCAAUGACUAUUUGUCAGUGUAUGCUUGCCCUGGACAUCUUUCCUCUGACCACUGAUGGUCGUGCUCUGCUGAUAAUCAUGCUCACAUUGUCAGCUGACUGUUUCGCCUUAUCAAAUCCAUGGCUGCUCCUAGCAUUAUCGUCGUCGUUCAGAUCGAAAUUUAUGAAGCUAGGUGCGAACAAAAAUUCCGUAUCAAAUAUAUACUCAGUCUAA